This is a messenger RNA of Suillus fuscotomentosus, 864 nucleotides long. RefSeq lists its product as uncharacterized. Lineage: Eukaryota; Fungi; Basidiomycota; Agaricomycetes; Boletales; Suillaceae. The record is from RefSeq and is a predicted model, not a curated record. The transcript is spliced from 4 exons. The coding region runs from base 1 to 864 and encodes 287 amino acids.
AUGACUCGAACAUAUGUGGAUGGCACAAGAAGGAGGAGUGGAGGCACGGGCAAAUUUGUUGGCAUGCACUGGGCAUUUGCGCAUGGCAUCUGUUGCAUUGGGAACAGCGUAGUGGUCGUUGGUGAUGGUGUUGCUGGGGUAUGCGCUAGUGCCAGCACGAAUGACAAAGAUGGUGGUGUGAAUGAUAGUGAAGGUGACACAGAUGGUGGUGUUGGCAUCGUGGAUGGUGGCAUUGGUGUGAAAGCUGGUGGUGGUCAAAAGAGUACUGCAGGCAAUGAUGAAACUGAUGAGCUUAGGAAUGGUGAGGAUGCUGAUGUUGAGGAAAGUGAGUCUGACAAUGGUCGAAGAAGGAAAAAAAUGAAGAAAGCAAAGAUGAAGGCACCACAGGGGGAUGACACCAAUCCUGCAAAUCAAGAGCACAACAACAACAUCAAGAUCCUUUGCACCCAAUGGGUCUGCCACAAGAAGCUGGGUUGUCGCAGUGAUCACUGCUUCAUCAAUCCUACCAACAACAUACAUUUUGAACUGGGAUUCAGUCACUUUGACUGUUGGGCAGCAGCCAUGUGCAAGGGGAAGGAACAUGCCACCGAGGACCGGCCACCAAACCACCGCUUGUUUGAAGCACUAUUUGAGAAUGAAUAUGGGCCAACAAAAUCUCUUCUCACUGAAUGUUGUCAGCAAAGGAACACUGUGAAGAAUUUACGUGAUCCUGCCGCACCUGUUAUCCAUGUCAAUUUUCCUGUUGACAUGCUCCAUGGACUGCAUGCUGGAUUGCCACCUGUCCCUCCUGCACACCAUCAGCUCCAACCACUGGCCUUGCCUGUUCAUCACAGCUUGUGCUCCUUUCUUUGCAUGUUGAUUUAA